This is a messenger RNA of Diaporthe amygdali, 1248 nucleotides long. RefSeq lists its product as uncharacterized. The transcript is spliced from 3 exons. The coding region runs from base 1 to 1248 and encodes 415 amino acids. The record is from RefSeq and is a predicted model, not a curated record. Lineage: Eukaryota; Fungi; Ascomycota; Sordariomycetes; Diaporthales; Diaporthaceae. Gene Ontology annotation, molecular function: tRNA-guanosine(34) queuine transglycosylase activity. Gene Ontology annotation, cellular component: cytosol.
AUGGCGUCCACGACGAGAACAGCGACGCAUGGGGCGCUCACCUUCGAGCUAGUUGCCAAGUGCUCUACCACACGAGCUCGCGCCUCCGUCCUUACCCUGCCACAUGGGCCUGUCAAUUUACCCAUGUUCAUGCCGGUCGCCACGCAGGCCUCGCUCAAGGGCAUCACGCCCGAACAGCUGGAACAGACAGGCUGCCGCCUGUGCCUCAACAACACAUAUCACCUCGGCCUGAAGCCCGGCCAGGAGGUUCUGGAUGCCAUCGGCGGCGCACAUAAGCUACAGGGCUGGAAACACAACAUCCUGACGGACAGUGGAGGUUUCCAGAUGGUGUCCCUCCUCAAGCUCGCGACCAUCACGGAGGAGGGCGUGCGGUUCCUGUCGCCGCACGACGGCACGCCCAUGCUCCUGACGCCGGAGCACUCCAUGUCGCUGCAGAACUCGAUCGGCUCGGACAUCAUGAUGCAGCUGGACGACGUGCUGGUGACGACGUCGCCGGACGCGGCGCGCAUGCGCGAGGCCAUGGAGCGCAGCGUGCGGUGGCUGGACCGGUGCGUCGCCGCGCACCGCAACCCGGCCACGCAGAACCUCUUCUGCAUCAUCCAGGGCGGGCUGGACGUCGCCCUGCGGCGCGCCUGCACCGCCGAGAUGGUCGCGCGCGACACGCCCGGCAUCGCCAUCGGCGGGCUCAGCGGCGGCGAGGCAAAGGCCGACACCUGCCGCGUCGUCGCCGCCUGCACCGCAAUGCUGCCCGAGCUCAAGCCCCGCUACGUCAUGGGCGUCGGCUACCCGGAGGACCUGGUCGUCAGCGUGGCGCUGGGCGCGGAUAUGUUCGACUGCGUGUGGCCGACACGGACGGCGCGCUUCGGGAAUGCCAUCACCAAGGCCGGGAUGCUCAAGCUCAAGAACUCCGAGUUCGCCAACGACUUUCGCGUGGUCGAGGAGGGGUGCGGCUGUGUCUGCUGCCGGCCCAAGGGCGAUGUCAGGGACGGGGUUGAUGGCUUGGGCGUCACGAGGGCUUUCAUACACCACAACGUGGGCAAGGAGACUGUCGCGGCCCACCUGCUCACCAUCCACAACGUCUGGUACCAGUUGAACCUCACGAGGGAGGCGCGGGAGGCAAUCAUUGCGGAUCGGUAUCCUGCGUUCAUCGGGGAGUUCUUUGCUAGACUGUACCCAGAUAGAAGCCACUACCCCGAGUGGGCGGUGGAUGCGCUCCAGGGAGUUGGAGUGGAUUUAAUGCAAGAGUGA